AUGUGGAUAGAGGUACAUACUCUGCCCGGAACGAGUCCACUCAGCGGAAUUACGAAACGGAUUAAAAAGUUCUAUACGCGCUUUCGAUCACCUUUGCACCAGGUGACGGAAAGGUUGAAAGGCAUACCACUCUGGCAGAUGGAGACCAUCACCCCGGUUCUGGUGGAACCUUGGAGGACCCGCCUGAAGACAGUGAUGGACAAACCGGCCGAUGAAGUAUGCGCAGGGUGGACACUAGCUGUUGCGGUGAGCAGCUCGGCGAGGAACGGCAUGGUGGGAGUUGGUGGAGUCAUUCACAGCAGGAAUAUGGAACGCAGUCAGUUCGAGCAGAAGGUCUUCUCUUUCACGCUUGGGCCGAGAGCAGAGCAGAAUCCGUUUUCAGGAGAGCUGGCGGCUAUAGCAUAUGCAUUACGGAAACUUCCCGACAGCAAUCGCCAGAAUAUUGCAGUUUUCUCGCGCAACAAGGGAGUGGUGGCAGCAUUGAGCAGGCCCUAUCAGCAAUCGGGACAAGAAUUUAUCACAUGCAUCUACGACUCGGUAGAGAAGCUGGUUGGGAAAGAAAACAUCGUUUCUGUAGGAUGGGACUCGCCGAGCAAGAACAAGCUGUUGCAGGCGGCCAAAAGACAGGCAAAAAUGGCUACGCAGCAGGGCGCUGUACCUGAGGUUCCAUUCCCAGUGAUGAAGAGUACGACGUUGAACAACGAGCGAAGAAACCUUAGAAGUGAACGAUGCAUACCUGAAGGAGUCGGACGGUUCUCCAAGAAAAUAGACGUGGCGCUACCUGGGAGCCACACACGCGAGAUUUAUGAGGAGUGGUCAUGGAGGCAGCGCUCAACGCUUGCCCAGCUGAGGACAGACAUGGCAAAACUGAACGGUUAUCUCCAUCGUAUCAAAGCAGUACCUUCGGAGCAAUGCGCUUGUGGGCAGGCGAAAGAAACGGUCAAACAUUUUCUUUUACAGUGCCCGCAAUGGGAUGAACAGCGAAAAGAGUUACGAGCAUGCACAAGCACGAGAUGGAACGAUUUGUCGUACCGACUAGGGGGAAAAUCGGCAUCAGACGGACCGAAAUGGAAACCAAAGAUGGGAGCAAUCCGAGCGACGAUACAGUUCACACUGGCCACAGGACGUUUCGACAACUGA
Messenger RNA from Beauveria bassiana ARSEF 2860, 1140 nucleotides. RefSeq names its product reverse transcriptase. Bases 1 to 1140 code for a protein of 379 amino acids. The transcript has a single exon. Lineage: Eukaryota; Fungi; Ascomycota; Sordariomycetes; Hypocreales; Cordycipitaceae. The record is from RefSeq and is a predicted model, not a curated record. Gene Ontology annotation, molecular function: nucleic acid binding.